This is a messenger RNA of Chionomys nivalis (European snow vole), 8070 nucleotides long. It is a transcript of the gene Samd9, whose product is annotated as sterile alpha motif domain containing 9. Bases 346 to 5094 code for a protein of 1582 amino acids. Gene Ontology annotation, cellular component: cytoplasm. Lineage: Eukaryota; Metazoa; Chordata; Mammalia; Rodentia; Cricetidae. Gene Ontology annotation, molecular function: protein binding. The record is from RefSeq and is a predicted model, not a curated record. The transcript has 3 exons.
UGCAAUGGAGACAGCUUUAUUUUUUUUCCCACUUCCUUAAGCCCUGUCAGCGUCAGACACACCCUGGUACUUUUCAGCCGCCUUGAGCUGGUACCAAGGUAGAAGUACUGUCUGGUAAAGCUUUCAUCAAGACUAAGUGAAGGCGUUUUUAUCUGAGUUCUCAGGAGGAAGAAAAUACAGACACCAGACAUUUGCUUCACCAAAAUGGACAGUUUUUCGCUUUUUUUUUCAAACAUAGAAGAAAUUUGAAUGUUUUGUGGGAACAUCAGUGACCUCUGUGAUCCACGACCUUACCCUGGCAGUGGGAGUCCUUUCCCUGACUCUUGAAUCGGUUUUGCUAUCAGAAUGGCAGAGAAACUCAACCUUCCAGAAAAUACAGAUGACUGGACUAAAGAGGACGUAAACCUGUGGUUACAAAGCCAUAAGAUUGACCAAAAGCACAGGGAAACUUUGAUGGCACAAGAUGUGAGUGGAGCAGUCUUGAAGUGGUUAAAUAAAAACAAUCUUGUUGAAAUGGGCCUAACCCAUGGACCAGCUAUCCAAAUAGAAGAGCUAUUCAAAGAAUUGCAGAAAACAUCUUCAAAACAUUCUACUCAGACAUCUAAGGGGAAAAAGGGUAAUAAAAUAACUCCUAAAACACAGACAGAAAGUAGAGAGAAUUCAAAGAAAAACCAAAGGGGUGAGGAGAAUGCAGAUAAGGCUGAUGCCUCUGCAGUGAGGCCAGAGACUAAAGGGUCUAAAUCAGAAAAAAAUGAGCUGAUGGAAGACAAGACAGAGCGACAGGGUGAACAGUCACCUCCAGGACCGACAUGUGUUGCAUACCCUUUCAAUGAAUUCAGUCAUUCGUAUCGUUACAAAUUACAUUUCAUCCUACAGCCUGAAACAGGGCCACUUAAUCUCAUCGACCCAGUACAUGAAUUCAAAGCCUUCACAAACACGGAAGCAGCCACAGAAGUGGACAUUAAGAUGAAAUUCAGCAAUGAGACUUUCCGGUUUGCUUCAGCUUGUAUGAAUUCGCGUACUAAUGGCACCAUUCAUUUUGGAGUCAAAGACAAGCCCCAAGGAAAAAUUGUUGGUGUGGAACUCACCACGGUCACUAAAGAUGCCAUAAUUGACCACUUCAAUCUGAUGAUAGACAAGUAUUUUGAGGUCCAUCAGGUCCAACAAGCAAAGAAGUGUAUUCGAGAGCCAAGAUUUGUGGAAGUUUUAUUGCCAAACAGUACUCCAUCUAACAGAUUCGUUAUUGAAGUAGAUGUCAUUCCACAAUACUCUGAAUGCAGAGAAGACUUUUUCCAGAUCAAAAUGCAACAUCUUAAGAACCAAACAUGGCAACAAAGUUCAAAGUACUCAGUCUUUGUGCGAGAUGGGCCCAAAAGUAAAGACAUCAUAGGGAAUAAAGUUGAUUUCAAAACUUUUAAGUUAGAUUUAAAAGCAGUGACAGAGUCUAGGAAAGAAGCAGAAGCAAAAUGCAAAGUAAAAGCCGAUGGAAACAAGAGCGAGGGACAAAAGCUAAUUGAACUGUUGACAAGAAACCAGGAUCUGUUAGAUAACUCAUACUAUGAAUGGUACAUACUUGUCACCAACAAAUGCCAUCCAGAUCAAAACAAUCACUUAGACUUCCUGAAAGAAAUUAAAUGGUUUGCUGUGUUGGAGUUUGAUCCUGAAUCUGAGAGCAAAGGUGUAGUCAAGGCUUUCAAAAGAAGCCGAGUAGCAAAUCUCCACUUUCCAAGCCAAUUUAUGGAAGGAAAAAAUACAUUAAAUGAGAGAAUUUCCAGUCUGAAUCUUUACCACCAACCCAGCUGGAUUUUCUGCAAUGGCAGGUUAGACCUUGAGAGUGAAAAAUAUAAACCCUUAGAUCCAAUUUCUUGGCAAAGAGAAAGAGCUUCUGAGGUCAGAAAGCUGAUUUCAUUUCUUACACAUGAUGACAUAAUGCCAAAAGGGAGAUUCUUGGUAAUAUUUUUAUUAUUGUCCCCUGUGGAUGACCCAAGAGACCCUCUUAUUGAGACUUUCUGUGCUUUCUAUCAAGAUCUUAAAGGAAUGGAAAAUAUACUGUGUAUUUGUGUACACCCAGACAUAUAUCAGGUAUGGAAAGACCUUCUUGAAGCAAGACUAUCAGGACAGCAAAAUGAAAUAUCAAACCAAAGCAUUUCUACUUUAAAUAUUGCAGAGAUAAAUGGCACUAUUCUUAAGUUAAAAUCUUUAACUCAGUCUUCAACGCGAUUCUUACCAUCUGUUGGUUCAUCUACUGUCCUUCUGAAAAAGGAAGAAGAAGUCAUGACUGCCUUGGAAAUUCUCUGUGAGAAUGAAUGUGAAGGUACACUCUUGGAAAAAGACAAAAAGAAAUUACUUGAAUUCAAGACAUCCAAAGAGAAAGACUUCUACAGGGGUGGUAAAGUAUCCUGGUGGAACUUCUACUUCUCUUCUGAAAACUAUUCUUCAUCAUUUGUGAAAAGGGAUAAAUAUGCAAAACUUGAAAAAAAAAUUCAAGAAUGGGCAGAUUCUUCUCAACCAGUUUGUGCAAAAAUUAUCCAUCUCUAUCAUCAUCCUGGCUGUGGAGGAACCACUUUGGCCAUGCAUGUUCUCUGGGAGCUAAGAAAGAAAUUCAGAUGUGCUGUGCUGAAAAAUAAGACAGAGGAUUUCUCAGAAAUUGGAGAACAGGUGACUAAUUUAAUCACCUAUGGAGCAACGAGCCAUCAGGAGUACUUACCUGUGCUGCUCCUUGUUGAUGAUUUUGAGGAACAAGACAACGUCUACCUUCUUCAGGCCUCCAUUCAAACUGCUGUUGCCAACAAACAUAUUCGGUAUGAGAAGCCUCUGGUGAUCAUUAUAAACUGUACAAGGUCACAAAAUCCUGAAAAAAGUGCAAAGCCCCCAGACAGUGUUGCUCUAGUCCACCAACUGUCUGACAAAGAACAGAGAGCAUUUGAGCUUAAAUUGAAAGAAAUCAAAGAACAACAUGAAAAAUUUGAAGAUUUUUAUUCUUUUAUGAUCGUGAAAUCGAGCUUUAACAGAGAGUAUAUAGAAAAUGUGGUCAGGAACAUUCUGAAAGGGCAAAAUGUCGCUACCAAGGAAGCAAAGCUCUUUGCUUUCCUGGCUCUUCUUAACACAUAUGUACCUGACACUACCAUUUCCCUCUCACAGUGUGAGCAUUUCCUAGGAAUCUCGAACAAGAAGGCUUUCUGGGGAACAGAAAAGUUUGAAGCCAAGAUGGGUACCUACUCUACAAUUCUAAUCAAAUCAGAGGUGAUAGAAUAUGGGAGCUACUAUGGAGUACGCAUCAUUCACCAUGAGAUUGCCACUGCCUCACUGGAAGAAUUGAAGAGAAGCUACAACUUGAACAAAAGUAAAAUCGUGAUGGAUAUGCUCACAGAAAAUUUGUUCUAUGACACAGGUAUAGGAAAAGACAAGUUUUUCCAAGACAUGCAAACACUUUUGCUCACAAGACAGCGUGAUGAGCAUGAAGGUGAGACAAGAAACUUGUUCUCCCCAUUCAUCGAAGCAUUACAUAAAGAAGAAGGAAAUGAUGCAGUUAAAGAUGUAUUACUUGAAGCUAAUCGUAGGUUCAACCCCAAUGCAUUCAUUUGCCAAGCCUUAGCAAGACAUUUCUACCUUAAAGAGAAGGACUUUACAAAUGCUCUCUUUUGGGCAAAACAAGCAAGAAAGAUACAGCCUGAUAAUUCCUACAUCUCAGAUACACUAGGUCAAGUCUACAAAAGUAAAAUAAGAUGGUGGAUAGAUGACAAUGCAAGAAAUGGGACUAUCUCAGUUGAUGAUCUAACUGAUCUGUUAAAUUUAGCCGUACAUGCAUCCGAUGCUUUCAAAGAUUCUCAACACCAAACUGAAGAUAGAGAAUAUGAAGGGAAAGAAAGGAUGUAUCAGAAGUCUAAAAGGAGGUAUGAUACUUACAACAUAGCUGGUUAUCAAGGAGAGAUAGAAGUGGGACUCUACACUAUCCAGAUCCUCCAACUCAUUCCUUUCUUUGACAACAAAAAUGAACUAUCUAAACAAGAUAUGAUCAACUUUAUAUCAGGAAAAUGUGAUAUCCCAGGGAAUCUAAAUGAAUUUAAGUCAGCACUCAAGAAUUUUAUUCCUUAUCUAACUAACCUGCAGUCUUCUUUGAAGAGAUCCUUUGACUUUUUUGAUGAUUAUUUUGUUCUUCUAAAGCCCAGGAACAAUAUAAAGCAAUAUGAAGAGGCUAAAAGUCGGAGAAAGGUAGGUUUGCACUUUAAGAGGUAUGUAGAAAUAUUUGGCCCCUUGGAAGAAUCACAAAAUCAAAACUUUAGGUCAAAGCUCAGUCUACCACUUCAAGUAGAAAAGACUCGGAGAAGCCUAGAAGCUUUAAAAGCAGACAAGUUUUCUGGACUCUUAGAAUAUCUUAUCAAAAGUCCAAAAGAUGCUGUGGGUUCCAUGGAAGACAUAGUGAACAAAUACACUUCCCUUCUUGAGCAAGGUGUUAUCAAAACCCAGCAAAAGGAAAAGCAAAAUUUCAUCUUGGCCAACAUCAUCCUCUCUUGUAUUAACCCUACCUCCAAAUUAGUGAAACCAAUUAAAAGACUGAAAGAGCAACUUCGUGAGAUCCUACAAUCAAUUGGACUGACUUACCAGUUUUCAGAACCUUAUUUCCUAGCUUCUCUUUUAUUUUGGCCAGAAACCCAAAACCUAGAUCAAGAUUCUAAACAAAUGGAAAAGUAUGCUUGGGCACUUGAAAAUUCUUUCAGGGGGCAAUAUAAACGCAUGUAUCGCACGAAGCAACCAAUUGCAUAUUUCUUUCUUGGGAAAGGUAGCAAUAGAAACAGACUUAUCCACAAAGGGAAAAUUGAUGAAAAUUUCGAAAAAGUAUCUGAUAUUAAUUCUUGGUGGCAUAGUGGAAAAGUAUGGGAAGAGAAAAAAGUCCAGGAUCUUUUGGAUCGUUUACAGGGACGAGCUGAAAACAACAAUUUAUACAUAGAGUAUGGAAUCAAUGAAAAAAUCACAAUACCAAUUUCACCUGCUCACUUAGGUCAACUUAGAAGUGGGAGGAGCAUAGAAAAGGUGUCUUUUUAUCUAGGGUUUUCCAUUGGAGGCCUUCUUGCUUAUGACAUUAAAACUGUUUAAGAUCUUGAAUGUCUUUAUCUAGAAAUGUGGUUUUAGUAUCAUCUUUUUUUCUUUAAUUUGCUUAUAGAUAUAAUUCAGUAAUUUUGUGUAGUGGGAAUGGUAGUAGUCGAAGAAAACUUCAGGUUAUUUCUGUGCAAUGGGUACAUAGAAUCCUUUUUACUUUUUAAUUUUCCCUCUGUAUAACCAUGUUGUCAAGAAAUUACUCUAAAAUAUCCACAAAAUAAAACGAAGCCAAAAUUUAUAAUUUGUUUUGAUCAUCAUAGUCUCACUAGAAUCCUGCUGGGAGGAGAUUCCCUCCUGCCUCUUACAUAAAAUUCAUCUCCAUAAUUUAUCAGUUCACUCUUUACUUUUACUUGACAAAUACAUAGUUAUGGUAACCAAUGUGAUGUUUUGAAAUAUGCAUGCAUUACAAAAUGAUUAAACUAAAUUAAUUUGAAGAAUCUAUUGAUUCACAAACUUACAUCUUGUCAUAAGAGUAUCUGAAAUUUUCCUAGCAAUUCCGUGUGUGUGUGUGUGUGUGUUUGCUUGUUUUGUUUUUGUUUUGAAUCAGGUUCUCUUUAUGUAGCCCUGCCUGUCCUGGAACUCACUAAGUAAACCAGGUUGGCCUCAAACUCACAGAGAUUGACCUGCCUCUGCCUUCCAAGUUCUAGGACUAAAGGGGUGUGCCAUCAUGUCCAGCCUAGAAUUUUCAAUAAUGUGCUGCUUUGCUGUUAAGUAUAAUCAUCAUACUAUAUAAUAGAGCCUCUUGUCUACCUUGAUCCUCAUACCCCUUUACUAGUAUCACUUCAUUUUCAAUACUUUCCUAGUAAUUGUCAUGUACUCUUUGUCUAGUGCCUUUGCUCCUAUGAGUUCAUUUCCUUGGGUUCCACAUUUAUGUGAGAUUAUAGAAUUUUUCAUACUUAAUUUAUUUCAUUUCUGAAAGAUGGUGAUAUCUUAAGAUUAUUAUUGGUGAAGAUAUUUUAAUGAUGUCUAAAAAAUAAUCCCUCUAAGCAAACACAGUCUUAGUAUAGAAGUUAGGGUAUCUGGUCAUGGUUUUUUUCUGAGUCAGGUUUCAGUGCAUUCUGCAUAGAAUCACCCCUGCUGAAGUCUUACCUUCACAGCUGAUUCUUUUGAGCUCAGUAUCUUUUGGGUCAAGCACUCUCUCCCUCAUGACCCACCUUGGGUACACAUCAAGCACAAGUGUUUAUUUCACCAUUGAAAAAUGGUGCAGUUGAUUUCUAGUUUCAAUUGCAAGAUGCCUUGUAAAUUUAGGGUGAUAUGCACCAAGCCCUCUCAGAAGGCUGUCUGAACGAUUUCUGUGCCUAGAUUCCUUUGGUAAGACUGAGAAACUUUCUUCAAAAGUACCUCCUCAUAAAGGGUUGGAGGUUCAGAGGUCUCAUCUAGAUACAUGAAGCUCUAGUUCAGUCUCCAGAGCUAAAAUAAAUAAAAGAUUUUUGAGACAGAAGAUAGAGUUCAGUGAUAAAUCACUUACUGCACAUUUUCAAGGCACUACGUUCAAUCUCCUGUACUGAAAUAGUAAUAUUUUUAAAAGAGCCUCUUUCUAAAUUCUGACUUUCUCAAUGCCAGCAGUAGGCAAGCUACAGACUAUAGGAUAAAGCACAUAUUUUUGCAAAUAUUGUUUUAUUUACCCCAACAUGAGUAAGGAGUACCUCUUUUUGAGUUCCUAGUCAGGGGGAUCAAAGAGACUGCCAAAAUAAUAUAAGCUGUUGUCAUUAUGCCUAGCUGUCUGCCAGACAUAAAUGUAAGGCCUUAUUGCUGAAGAAAUAACACUUUGUCACAGGGCUUGACUAAAUCAAGCUGGUACUGACUUGGAAGCCUCCUUCCUGAUCACCAGAUUCCAAAUGAGAAGAGAAAUCAGUACUCCCACCCAGCUAUAAAGCUUGAGAAUCACAAUAAAAAUAUGACCAACACUAUGUCCUCGGUGGAGUGAUACAGGCACUUGUAUCCUGAGAGUAGCCAAUGGCUGUCUAACUUAGUCUAAAACUCACUCUAUUAAAAAGAAUUCACAUGUAUAAAUAUAGCAAAGAACCUAGAUCCCAGAGGAGACUUCAUCACUAUCAUCUUUUUAAAGUGCUUUGUAAACACUCGUUUUUGUAUAUACAUAGGUAAGUGCAGCUCUCACAUAUCAUCAAAAAGCUUCUCUUCCAAACAGGUAGAGGCUAUUAGAGCAUUUUACAACUUGACAAAAUUCAGACAAUGACCAUGGAGUGGUCGGUUUUAAAUUGAACAUAUGUAACACAGCCCUUGUACCUAGGGCUCAGAGAACAUUUUGGGAGAGGGGAUAGAAAGACUUAAGUCAGAGGAUCAAGAUGACUAUGCAAUAAUUCUUUGUAGACAGUACAGGGAUGUUUCAAUCAUGAACUCAGAACAAAAUGGCAGCCUACACAAGACCUACAAAGACCACACAAACUGACACUCCAACAUGGACAGGAAAAAAAUUCACAAGGCUCCACCCCUAAGUAAAGAGCUACAGGGAAUGAAUGACUGUUGAGAAAGGAAGAGCCGAAGUGUUGUUGUUGUUGUUGUUGUUGUUUUUGUUUGUUUAUGAUUUUCAGAUCUGAGAUUCCUACCCUAAGCCAAGAGAUAAAUCUUAAAUACAUGCAAAUAGAGACAACACUAAUUGGGCUUAGAUAUUGUGUGUGUUAUAUUCUAUAUCCCAAUUCAACCUAACUAGGAAGGCGAAAUGAUUUCCUAGAAAAAGUAUUGACUGGGUCACUGUGAAACAGCAAAAUUAAUUAACUCACUAAUCAAACAAAUAGGUUCAGCAAUGCUCCCAAAAGAGAUAGAAGCCUGGAAAUGGAGCUUAGAAAAUAUGCAAUAUCAACCACAAAGAAUCAAUUAUAAAAAAAAGUCUUUAAAAAAAAAAAAGAAGAAGCCAGAGGAUGGGACUCUGUUAGGCCCCCCAUGACAUUAGUUCAAGAAUAAAAGGACUUCUAUCUCCCCAUCUCCCCUUUCCCCCAUCCUACCCCACCCUGG